Molecule: messenger RNA, 357 nt
Organism: Funneliformis geosporum
Lineage: Eukaryota; Fungi; Glomeromycota; Glomeromycetes; Glomerales; Glomeraceae
Source: the annotation of a GenBank genome assembly
AUGAAAACACAAUUUAAGGCCGCUCAAGAAACUCCUUAUGAGUCAAAUAAAAAGGUUAAAAUAAAACUGUUGAAAAGGAAGUCACCUUUGGUGCCGCCUAUAAAUGGUAUGCCCAUAGCAAAGAAACCUAAAGAGCAAAUUAUUAUGGAAGAAAAGACCAAUAAACCUGACAAUAUGGAAUCCAAUUUGUCAAAAAAUGAUACUACAAAAAGAGCAACGGCAUUGUACUGCAACACAUAUAUAGACAGAGUAAAGAUACUUCUUAUAAUUGAUUUUGGUUCUGCAGGAUGUAUUAUAUCCUUGAAGUUACUAAAGGAUUUGGAUAUGGAAAAACAUAAGCAUCGAAAACUAUUAUAG